This is a messenger RNA of Drosophila virilis, 1840 nucleotides long. RefSeq lists its product as uncharacterized. Lineage: Eukaryota; Metazoa; Arthropoda; Insecta; Diptera; Drosophilidae. The record is from RefSeq and is a predicted model, not a curated record.
UUAUCGCUUUGCUGAUAUUCUUUAUUUUUAUACAUAUUUUUUUGAACAACUGUGCAUUUGCUUUAUCUCUUAUAAGUAUGACCAUCAAAUGUGGCAGUGUUCUUAUUGAAUUCAUGACAAGUGUUUACGCAUAAAUAUUUUAGUUUAAUAUUGCCAAGGACAUAUUCCGGAAAAUUGUUUAGCAAAUCCCCAAAACGACUUUGCUAAAUUUGCUUUGGCAAAUGCAGACAAAACUGUCGCGACUUCUAGGCAAUUGUCAAGUGCUUCGUAUUUUGUUGUUGUUGUUGUUCAUUUUUAUAGAGCACAUAAGCGGCUUUACACGCUUUGCAGUCAUAAAUAAUUCACUUAAGCUGCAGCAGUAGCAGCAGAAAUUGGCAAGUGAGUGUCAUUAAGAUGGCGCGACUGUAGGAUACCCUGCUUUGAAUGGGCUCAGAGCUCAGAUCUUCUGGCUCUAACAGGAAUUUGUGCUAGUCGGGUAUACCCGUUGCUUCAAUGGCUACAGUGUAUUGGCACUAAGGUUUUUUUUCGACACAUGAUUACUCCUGAUGAGUUUGAUGCUAUCCCAUGUAAAAGAUUGAUGAGCUCGAAAGUAUCUCAAGGUUGUUCCACUUUUUGUUCUGGGUUCGUUGCUUGUGUUUGCCUGCAAAUAUGUUGGGCAAAUAGAGAAGUGUAUUGGUUAAACAUCAGAUAAGUUAGCACUCGGUUGGGAUUCUGUGAGGGUUUCUGCUAUAAAACCUGCGUCAGUUAAAUGGCAAAGACACAGUAACCCAUUGAUACGUUACCAAGAUGUACCAGCUCCUCGUCUAUCUCAGCUGCUCCAUGCUGCUGGUGGCUGCUGUCACCGAGUUGCCUGAGGAGACAAUCACAACAGAUGCCUACUCUGAGUUUCCCGAAGAUUAUACAUUGUCUGAGCUGGAAGAGCCUAGUGCUGAGGAGUCGGAUUUGAUGAUGGUGCAUAAAAUCAACUGGAGCGUCUAUGAUACGCCUUUCGGCAGGCAAGCCCGGGAAGUGCACCAGCCGGAGCAGCUGGCCGAUCCUGCUUCGCACUCAGCCACUGAAGUGGAAAGUCACGCGGAAAAAGAGCAGUCAUCGCUUCCACGUGAUGGCAACGCAUGUCCCAGCAGCGCAGAGCGUGGUUUGACCAGCCUCAUUCGCAAAGCUCGUCCACUGUUGCCCGCGGAACGUUUGCGCAACAUUUUGGCCAAUGCCAGGGAGGACGGCGAGGUCCGUGAACUGCUCCAGCUGCUGCGCAGCGAUCAGUUCAAGGAGCGUGUAACGCGUCUGCACAACACCAAGGAAAAGGGCGUGCUGCGGGAUUAUGUGUGCCAGACCCUGAAACUCAACCAUGCCUACUACUUGGAGCAUGUGCGUCUGCUAUUCAAUGCUCAGUCCUCAGAGCCUCCCAGCAGUCCUUUGCCCAAUCGCCGAAAGGGCGUGCGCGGACUGUUGCAGGAUCUGCGCGAUGCAGUGCCGCGUGCACAGCUUCGGGAGCUCUAUCGACGCCAAUUCGCGUCCGAUAAGGAUCUGUCCGAAGCAGUGCGUCGCAUACGUGGCACCGAAUUCCGGCGCCUGCUCAGCAAUGUGCGCGCCCUGCCAGAGUAUCGUGCGGUGCGGGAUGAUCUGCAAAAGGCCGGCGUGCCGUUGCAGCAGGUGCUCAAUCUGGUGGCCACUUCCCUGGGCUCGCCUACUCUGGAUUUGGGCAGUGAGACGGAAAUAUUAAGUGGCUGAGUUUGCGACGAAUAAUAGCCAUCAAUUUUGCUAGCUAUUUAUAAAAUAAUAUUUCUCAUAUCGAUAUCUUUUUCAAUUAACGCAAAUAAUAAACUUUUGUGAAUAUUCUGCU